GUGCGACGCUAUGUUUACCACGACGUUGUCCGAUUAGGCGAUCUCGAGAAGCUCAUCGACUGCUCCUAUAUUCAGCCCUAUACAAUUAACCAUGCCAAGGUUAUAUUCCUGAAUCAGAGGCCUCAAUCCAGGUCUUGUAAGGGCUCUGCCAAUAUGUGCUUCACUUGUGAUAGGAUUCUCCAGGAAUCUUUCCAUUUCUGCUCUCUUUCUUGCAAGGUUGAUUACAUGGUGUACCAAGGGCAAGAUCUUUCAAGCAUUCUCUUCAAGAUUCAUGAAUCCGAUUUCGCAAUUUCACAAUUCGAGGGACUAAGAGUUGAUGGUUCGGAGAUUAUCGACGACGAUGGUCAAAUUACACCCGACUCCAUCCUGGAGGAUCCAUUGCAGUACCAAAAUUCUUCGUGUUCCAAUGACAACAUGGGCAGUUCGGAGAUUUCACAUGCGCCGGUUGUGGUUAAUAAGAAGAAAAAGGGUUUUCUCCCUGGUAUUGUUCUGUCCCUCAGCAACAGGAGAAAGGGAGCUCCACAGAGGGCUCCUCUUUCUUAGAUUAAUGAUGGUGGGAUUAUUAACAAUAAGAUUAUCUAUAAAUACAUAUUUUUAAUUAAUUAGGGCGCUAAUAGGGUUGACGACGGUCGUGGUUUAAUUAAUUAAUCACGUGUAAUUCUAGCACGGUUAAUAUUUACAUCGGCGGGAUUUCAUUUUCCGUUCUUCUUAUUUUCGUUUCCGAAUUCGAUCGGAGCAUUUCCGUUACUGACCUUAGGUGAAUGUAAAGAGGCUUAAGCCAAAUUGUUGGCUAGUCUCUUGAUUUCAUCAAUUUUGUACUUGGAUCAUGUAAUGGAACUUGCAAGUAUAUAUAUGUUAUUUCUCUUAAUUAAUUGUC
This is a messenger RNA of Pistacia vera, 877 nucleotides long. RefSeq lists its product as uncharacterized. Lineage: Eukaryota; Viridiplantae; Streptophyta; Magnoliopsida; Sapindales; Anacardiaceae. The annotation marks the transcript as partial. The transcript has 3 exons. The record is from RefSeq and is a predicted model, not a curated record.